Mesitornis unicolor (brown roatelo) is the source of this 1188-nucleotide messenger RNA. RefSeq names its product chromosome unknown open reading frame, human C1orf210. The record is from RefSeq and is a predicted model, not a curated record. The annotation marks the transcript as partial. NCBI's taxonomy places the organism in Eukaryota, Metazoa, Chordata, Aves, Mesitornithiformes, Mesitornithidae. The transcript has 6 exons. Gene Ontology annotation, molecular function: protein binding.
UGCGCCUGCUUGGUGGUGACCGGACACCCCUGCAGCCUCGACCACCAGGGAUGGGCUGACUGCACCGGGAAGAGCCUCCUGCGCCCUCCAAGUUCCCUUCCAAGCAACAUCACUGGUUUGGACCUCUCCUUCAACUCCUUGGUGGUGCCCCGUCACAGGACUCUCUUGAUGCAUUUCCCAUCCCUGCGCUCCCUCAACCUCUCUAGCAAUGCCCUGCUUGCACUGGGCCCAGAAGUCUUCUCCAACCUUGGGGCACUGCAUCUGCUGGACCUGAGCAGCUGCAGCAUCGCCCACCUCCACACGGACACUUUCCAGGGCUUGGGAAACUUGCACACCCUGCUCCUAAGAAAUAACAACCUGCGGGAGCUCGAGUCCCCUUUCUUCCUGCCGCUGAAGGCUCUUUUCCACCUGGACCUGCAGCACAAUGCGCUGGGCUCUGUGGACGCUUGGAGCCUGCAGCUGAUGGAGGCGGUUCCAGAGGUGCAGCUGGAGGGGAACCCCUGGGUGUGUGACUGCACCGUGUACCCCCUGCAGCAGUGGCUACGGCGCAGGCAAGCUGAGGACUUGACCUGCGCAUCACCCCCGAGGCUGCAGGGCCGGGAGGUCACAGCUCUGGAUUCCCAGGACCUGGGUUGCCGGAUAAAGCAGCGUUUCCCUCGGGUGGUCAGCACAGCACAGCAGACCACAGUGACCCACAGCAACACCACCACACCACCCACCGGGAAGGGAGGAAGAAGCUGGCCGUACCUGGUGGGCUUCCUCGUGGCAGCAAUUGGCAUCUCCAUCCUGAUCGCACUGGCUGCCAAGUGCAAGCUCUUCCACAAGAACUUGGCCAGCUACCGCCACCGCCCGCUGCCCGACACCAACUCGAUCGGAGGCAGCCCCAUGGAGGACGGCAGCAGCUGGGACAGGGGUUCCUCGGGCCGGGGGGCCAGCAAGAGCCACCCCAUGCCCGGUGCUGCUGACCUGCAAGCUGAGGAUGACGAUGGCUUCAUCGAGGACAACUAUAUCCAGCCAAGUGAGCACCAUGAGGAGGAAAACCUGGUGGCUUCUUUUAGUGGAAGCUCCAGUGCAAGUGGGCAGGAGCCUGGCAGCUCCCAUGGGGACAAAGGGAAUACCAGGGGGUCAGAGCAGAAAAGGAGGAGCCUCUUGAAGGGGGGCUCCCCCAGGAAGCUGCAGAAGGGCUGA